Diabrotica virgifera virgifera (western corn rootworm) is the source of this 9770-nucleotide messenger RNA. It is a transcript of the gene Vis, whose product is annotated as homeobox protein TGIF2-like. NCBI's taxonomy places the organism in Eukaryota, Metazoa, Arthropoda, Insecta, Coleoptera, Chrysomelidae. The record is from RefSeq and is a predicted model, not a curated record. The transcript is spliced from 4 exons. Gene Ontology annotation, biological process: regulation of transcription by RNA polymerase II. Bases 337 to 1209 code for a protein of 290 amino acids. Gene Ontology annotation, molecular function: DNA-binding transcription factor activity, RNA polymerase II-specific; RNA polymerase II cis-regulatory region sequence-specific DNA binding.
AGUUGUAGCACGCGUGACAAUCAGUUUUGUUUUAAAAGUGAUUUUUUUAUAAAUACGAGUUUAAUUCCUUCUGUAAUUAGCGAUAAACUUCUAUUUAUCUCUCAGAUAUGUAAUACAAUAACAGUUGGUACAGUUUUCAGUAUUAAAAAAGUGUUUUGAGUGUGUUUACUAUUAUUGGCUUUAGACUCCGAAAAGUCAACAAUAAAGAAGUAAACCUCUUUGGCAAGUUAAUUAUUUUUUAAGAAACAUUUUAGAAGAGUUUUUUUCUCGGUGUUUAACAGAAAGCAUCUCUUAUUACGUAAAUAUUUAAGUUAGCUUGACCUGUCAACUAUUAAGAUGAAAGUUCAUCGGGAAAGAUUUCAAUCUGGCAGCAGUACUGAUGAAAAUGAAUCUGGAUCUGAGCAGGAACAUGAGGAGCUUAUCUCAGAAAAUCAACUUGCAAUGGUUAACCAUGUUAUGGGUACUCCUGUAAGAAAGCGAAGGGGAAAUCUGCCUAAACAUUCUGUUAAAAUCUUGAAAAGAUGGUUGUAUGAACAUCGCUACAAUGCUUAUCCGACUGAUGGUGAAAAAUUGACUCUUUCACAAGAAGCCAAUCUUACGGUUUUGCAGGUUUGCAACUGGUUUAUCAAUGCAAGGAGAAGGAUAUUGCCAGAGAUGAUUAGAAGAGAAGGCCAUGACCCAAAUCAUUAUACAAUAUCUAGAAGAGGUAAGAAAUUAAGUAGUGUAAAUGGAAUCGUCGAGCAGCCACCAGUAAGUUGGAAUGGAGAUUUACAAAGUAUCACAAGAGGAAAGCGCAUCAGGCUUGAUCAUGACUAUGAAGACAGUAUGACAUUGAUGUAUCGUUCCGAAGAAGAUAGUCCCAAUGAAUACGAGAGUUCUAGUCCCAGUGAAGAGGAGAAAUUUGCUUCUUGGCAGACAGUUAUAAGAUAUGGAGUACAAAACGAAGCUAACCAUCCAGCUAUUAGAGGAAAUAACGAAGGAAACUUUGGCAGCACUGAUUAUUGGAAUCCCCCAUUGACCCAAAUGACUCACUCACUUUCAGCUCCAAAAGUACAAGUAAUGCCUGCACAUCCUGUCAAUGAUCUGAUCCAAGGAGAUCCUCUUGCCACUGAUGAAGACAAGGACAAGUUUAAGUGCUUAUACUUACUUGUUGAGACCGCAGUUGCUGUCCGACAACGUGAAAAAGAACGAAAUGACAUUCAAGUAUAGUCAUGGUUGCUGAAUUGUACUUAAUAGUCACAAACCAAUGGUGCCUUGCUUCCCCUUAGGCCAGUAUGUGUAAACUGUAUUUUUAAUUUUUCAUUUUGAUUAAAGAAGAGGUUUGUUACCUAAAUAUUAAUAAUUUGACAAGGUGGUGUUAAUAAAUACCUUAUGCCUUAUUUAAACCAAAAUGUUUAGAUGUGUGACUAAAACUUUGUCUAAAAAUUAAAAGUAGAAUCUCCAAAUUUGGUUUAAUUAAGUCUGUGUCUUUUGUUACUGUGUAGUGGUGGAAUUAAAAUAAAUGAAAUUAUGCCUUUCUAUUUUUAAUAUUCUUAAUAUAACAUUAAAUUUCUUUAGAUCAAUUUGAAAUAAUUGUUAUUUAUAAGCUGUGUAUUAUAUUAAUUUUGUAAUAAAUAUAAGAAAUUCAGAAAAUUGAAACAAUGAUUUACAAAUUUUUUUAAGAAAAAAUGCUUUGCACUAUUUCUGAAUAUUUUUGUCCAGUUUUGAACCCUUUUAUUGCUACAUAGAUUUUACAAUUUUGUUACUGAUAUUAACACUGUUGAACAGUUAUCUUUGGUUCCGUACAAUGAGACAGUAUUUUACAGCUGGGUCAGUAAAUUUCUAGUAGUUCUCACAGAUUUCUUCUCCGUAUCCAAUAAACACUAAACGUCAAAAUUAACGCACCACCUUUAAAAUGGCACAUUUUUGAUGUCUCGUAUCUCCUAAACCUGUUGUCCGAUUUGAGCGAUUUUUUUAGUAAAUUAUAGCUUUAUUCUUCAAGAAUAUUGAUGUAAUAAUAUUAUUGCCAAACAGGGAAGUGUCAUUGUAUACCGGGUGUAACAAUGAUAGUGUGUUUUUUCCUCAAAGUUUGGAACACCCUGUGUAAUAUUCUAGCAUAUACAAAAUAUUGAAAUUAAAACUUAACUGUAACCUUAGUAUUUUUUAACAUUUUGCAUUUUGAUUCAUUCGCUUAUGUUGGAUAAUAAAAAAGUUAGUUACUUUAACAACUAUCAAUGUUGUUCAUCAAUACAGGGUGUUUCUAAAUAAGUGCGACAAACAUUAAGAGAUAAUUCUGAAUGAAAAAAAUAAUGACCGUUUGCUUUAUAAACAUAUGUCCACAAAUGUUUCCGAGAUAAGGGAUGUUGAAUUUUUUCUUACAAACUGAUGAUUUAUUUAUUGCUCUAAAACUGGGUGAGAUAUGCAAAUGAAACUUGGUAGUUUUUAAGAAGUAGCUAUUGCGCAUUUUUUGACAUACAAUUAAGAAUUUUAUAUUCACCAUUGGCGUGCAUACGGGUAUAAACAUUUUAGAUACAUCCCGUAUGCACGCCAAUAGUGAAUGGAAAAUUCUUCGUUGUAUGUAAAAAAUACGCAAUAACUACCUCUUAAAACCUACCAAAUUUCAUUUGCAUAUCUCAACCGGUUUUAGAGCAAUAAAUAAAUCGUCAGUUUGUAAGAAAAAAUUCAACAUCCCUUAUCUCGGAAACGAAGCAUUUGUGAACAUAUGUUUAUAAAGCAAACAGUCAUUAUUUUUUCAUGCAGAAUUACCCCUUAAAGUUUGUCGCACCUAUUUAGAAACACCAUGUAUUGAUGAAUAACAUGGCUAGUUGUUAAAGUAGCUAACUUUUUUAUUAUCACACAUAAGCGAAUAAAUAAAAAAGUAGAAUGUUAAAAAGCCUAAGGCUACAGUUGGGUUUUAAUUUCAAUAUUUUAUUUACUCUAGAAUAUUCCACAGGGUGUUCCAAACUUUGAGGAAAAAACACACUAUCAUUGUUACACCCAGUAUACAAUGACACGUACCUGUUUAAUUAUUACAUCGAUAUUCUUGAAGAAUAAAGCUAUCGUAUAGUAAAAAAAUCACUAAAAUCGGACAACAGGUUUAGGAAAUACAAGACAUCAAAAAUGUCCCAUUUUUAAGGUGGUGCGUUAAUUUUGAUGCUUAGUGUACUAUUUUCCUUUGUGGUAUACAUUUUAUUAUUUUGCAAAUCUAUGUGGUACUGCAUGUCUAUCUGGUAAUAUUUUAGAGUUGGGAGUGUGUAUAGUUGGUUACAAGAAUGUAACUCAUUUCAAACUCUAUUCUUAUGCUUUUUAUAUUGGACAGAUCCUGAUAUACAGGGUGUCCCGAAAAGAUUGGUCAUAAAUUAUACCACAAAUUCUGGGGUCAAAAAUAGGUUGAUUAAACCUCACUUAUCUAUAUACAAUAAUGCACCCAAAAAAGUUACAGCCCUUUGAAGUUACAAAAUGAAAAUCGAUAUUUUCUCAUAUAUCGAAAACUCUUAGAGAUUUUUUAUUGAAAAUGGACAUGUGGCAUUCUUAUGGCAGCAGAAUCUUGAAAAAAAAAUUAAAGUGAAAUUUGAGCACCCCAUAAAAAUUUUAUGGGGGUCUUGUUCCCUUAAACCCCCCCAAACUUUUGUGUACGUUCCAAUUAAAUUAUUAUUGUGGCACCUUUAGUUAAACACAAUGUUUUUAAAACUUUUUUGCCUCUCAGUAAUUUUUCGAUAAGCCAGUGUUUAUCGAGAUAUUUUGAAAAUUUUUGUCAAAUCCACCACAUAUUUGUAUAUUAUGGUCAAGUACGAUUAUAAAGACCUGUUAAUAAUCUGAAAAUUUAUUUAUAAUUUACAUUUUUAGGUAUAUUUUGAAAAAGAAGCCACAUCUCGAUAAAAAAAGACUAAGAGGCAAAAAAGUUUUAAAAACACUGUGUUUAACUAAUGGUAUCACAACAAUAGUUUAAUUGGAACGUACACAAACAUUUGGGGGGUUUAAAGGAACAAAACCCCCAUACAAUUUUUAUGUAAAUAUAUUAAAAAAGAAGUCGCAUCUCGAUAACAACUGACUUAUCGAAAAAAUACUAAGAGGCAAAAAAGUUUUAGAAAUGUUGUGUUUAACUAAUGGUACCACAAUAAUGAAUUAAUUGGAACGUAGACAAAAGUUUGGGGGGGUAUAAGGGAACAAAAACCCCAUAAAAUUUUUAUGGUGUGGACAAAUCUCACUAUAAUUUUGUUUUAAGAUGAUUUUGCUAUAAGAAUGAUACAUGACCAUUUUCAAUAAAAAAUCUCAACAAAACAGUUUUCGAUACAUUUUCAAAACAGUUUUCGAUAUAUUGAAAAAAAAUCGAUUUUCAUUUUCUAAUUUCAAAGGGAUGUAACUUUUUUUAUGAACACAUUUGUACUAAGGUAAGUUAGGUUCAAUCGAACUCUUUUUGACUCCAGAAUGUGUGGUAUAAUUUAUGACCAAUCUUUUCGGGACACCCUGUAUAUUAGCUUACAGCUGUAGAGGCUACUUGCCUAUUAAGCCUAUGACUAUUAAGUAUGUAUACUAUUUUUUUUAGAAUGUUAUUAUGAAUAUUGAGAUUAUUAUUUUAAGAUAAAGAAUAUUAAGUACUUGUCUUUUGUCCCGUCCCACGUAUCAUUUUGUAAUUAAUUUUCCAAUGAAUCGGUUUUCCAUUUUCGAAUAAUUAUCAUAUUUGAUUACUAAUUGUUAUCAUGAUUUCAUGAUUUCUUCUAAUUUUAAAAAUAUGCGGAUCAAGACCUUUUGGUUUAAACUAAGCAUUUUUAUACAUUUCAAUCUCAUGACUUUCUGUGUUAAAAAAUGUAUUUAACUUCAAUAGAGCAAAAUCAUUUCGUUUUAUGUUCUCUGAAAAAAGGUAAAAUUAAGAGUUUUCUUAAAUGAAUCGUUUAUUUCAGAAAGGGGUCAAGUCGCAAGUAUCUACUUUUGAGAAAAUCAAGUUUACACACUGUUUACACAUUCAACAAACAAUCACUUUAUAUCAAAUAAAAAUUCUACCUAACAACCUGGAGUAUUUGUCAAAAAGUGUUGUAUGUUUUAAAAAUGUAUCUUGUUAAUUUGUUUAAGAAAAAAAAAUUAAUUUUUUGCACUCAUUUUGCCAAGAUUUGUCACUUGACCCCUUUCUGAAAUAAACGAUUCAAUGUAGAAUUUAUCAGAAGAAAACCGGUAACAAGAUAUCUAUUUUUUGUGAGGUAUAAUUCACUUGUACUUUAAAAUUGAACUGUAUUUUAUAACACCAACCUUUUUGCUUUUCGUCUGUAUUUAUUCCAUACCACUUAUUUUUUUUUAACUAUUACGGAUACAAAAAACAUAAAAUGUUUAAGUAAAUAUUCACAAAUUAGAACAUGAGUUAAAAAUAACACAAUCUAAAGAUAUCAGUAUAAUUUAGUAAAAAAGAAAUAGUUACAUUUACUAUAAUGGUAGCAUGUAAAUAAAUUUACAAUUAAUACCAAAUAAUUUUACAAUUCCAAAAAUUUGGUUUCUAAUAAAUCAUUUUUUUUUUAAUAAACAUCUUUAAAUUGUUUUUCUUUGUGAAUAAUUAGAUAUUAUUUUUUGUUUCUGUAUUAAAAUAAUUCUUUCAAUGUUGUAUAUAUACAAAAAAACAUUUUGUAUACAAUAUUGAGAUUAAGUUCCUCAUGAUAGAUACUUGAGCUUUUGGGUUAAAUGGAAUUUUUGAUUACUUAGCACGUUAAGCUCCAUGCCAGUCCCUAGGGACCGAUAUAGAAAGUUCCCCAUACGCCAGGGGCCCUAGAGACCGCUGCGUAUUGAUGAUUGCGUGGGAGACAUUUUUUCAAUAUUUUAUCUAGCGCUUAACGUGUUAAACACAAAAAUCACAAUAAUGAGAGUAAAGUAUCUUUAAUGAUGCGUUAUUGUCAACACGUCUAUUUUUUGCUAAAGUGAAAUCUAUUUUUGAAAUAUUCACUAGGAUGCUUAAGGGUUGUUAGUCAAAAUUUGGAGAAUGAAAGAAAGGAUGCUUGCUACUUCAUUUCACUUUAUUAAAGAAGACGUUUCUUAUAUGAAUACAUACACAUCAUCAGUUCUCGUCUAAAAUCAGUUAAAUGAUCAUAAUAAAAAAAAAAAAAAAUCAAAAGAGUUACCUGACAAAGAUAUGCAGCUUUAAAAAGAUGGAAGCGAAGCAGAAAAUAACUUAAGCAGUGUGCAGUUAAUCACAUUAGUGAUUAUUAACUUAUCGAAAGAUUGUUGCGUCUUAGCACAUGCUAUUUCAUCUAAACACAAGGUCAAUAAUUUUGAAGAGGUUAAAAUUCUUUUUAACGAAUAGAAUUACACAUAACUCAUUCACUGCCGAUCAUGCGCCAGCACGUGAUAUGGUAACUUCAGUCAGGUGCUGUUCAACAGAAUGGCUUUUGAAAUUUUGAAAUUUUUUUAAUGAGCUUAAUACCUUUGUAAGGUAAACCUUUUGAAAAAAUUUUCUAUGGACGUAUACUCAUUUAACUGAUUUUAGAUGAACUGAUGAUGUAUAAACAUUUUACAAAUAAUGUUUAAAAAAAUGUGUGUUUAAGAAAGACAAGUGCAAACCUGGAAAAAUACUAUUAUGAAAAGUGCAAGUAUUAGAAUAACUUUUGUCGUAAAAAAUUAUUGUAUCCUCCAAUAUAACAAAAUUUUUGGUACGUAAACAGUGUAGUUUUUCAAUUAUAAAUAAGGGUGUUUUAUUAAUAAUUGGAAAUAUUUUAACUGUAGAUUCCUGGGCUAAAACUUUGGCUAACCCAAAUCACUUCACUUAAAUAAAAUGUGGCUCCGUACUGAGUUACUUUAUUUCUUCUUCUUCUUGUCUUUAUCCUUAUGCCUCUUACGGCGUCGGAUGAGUUACUUUAUUUAAAAAUUUAAAAACAAUUUGUACCCAGCACUUUGAAACUAUUUGUCAUACUUGACAGAAACGGUAUGUACUGUACACUGUACCAAAUUGUGUUAAAUAAUAUAAAAAGGAAUUAAUCCCUCUCAUUGGCUGUAUACCAUAAUAAAAAUUACUAAAGAAGUAAAAAUCUUCCCUUGUAGAUGGUAUAUAAUUUAUUUAAAAUUUUCUAAAAUAGAUCCAAGUUGGACUCUAAAGUGGGUACAUCACUAGUACAAUACAAACAAACGUUUUCGGACUAAUCAGUCCAUCAUCAGGUUAAAUCGUAAAAUAAGUAAACCACUGUAUAAAAAUGACAAAGUAGAAAUUUUGACUGUUCAGAAGUUAGGAAAAAUUAAAACCUGUGGUUACUUACUCCAGAUCCAAAGUAGUUGAAACUAGCUACUGAGGUAGGUCGAAUGACCUUACCAAUAUAAAAAAUUAGCCAUUUCGGCUACAUCGAGAGUGACAAUAAGUCGAUGUUACAAGAAUAAAGUGUAUUUAAACCAUAAUGGAGUCUUCAUCUUGGCUUCAAACGACAUGGUUAUGUUGAAGACAGUAGGAAACGGACUGAUUGAAAUUUGGUAUUGAAAGACUGUUGACAAGACCUUUUAGAUAAGGAAUUUUAUGUAUGAAAAGUUAUUUUGUAUUAUAAAAAUGCAAACAAAUUCUAAAUGAUUGAAUUUAAUUAACUAUUAAAUAAAUGAAUAAGAAUGAAACAGUUUAAAUUAAUAAUAACAUAUAAUUAUUUAUGAUAAUUCUAUGACUAUUGAAAGCGAAAAUUUUGCCAAUAAACUGUUUCAUUCUUAUUCAUUUAUGUAAUAGUUAAUUAAAUUCAAUCAUUUAGAAUUUGUUUGCAUUUUUAUAAUACAAAAUAACUUUACAUACAUAAAAUUCCUUAUCUAGAAGGUCUUGUCAAUAAUAGUCUUUCAAUGCCAAAUUUCAAUCAGUCCUUUCCUACUGUCUUCAACAUAACCAUGUAGUUUGAAGCCAAGAUGAAGACUCCAUUAUGGUUUAAAUACACUUUAUUCUUGUAACAUCGACUUAUUGUUACUCUCGAUGUAGCCGAAAUGGCUAAUUUUUUAUAUUGGUAAGGUCUUUCGACCUACCCCAGUAGCUAGUUUCAACUACUUUGGAUCUGGAGUAAGUAACCACAUGUUUUAAUUUUUCCCAACUUUUGAACAGUCAAAAUUUCAACUUUGUCAUUUUUAUACAGUGGUUUACUUAUUUUAGGCUUCAACCUGAUGAUGGACAAAUUAGUCCGAAACGUUUGUUUGUAUUGUACUAGUGAUGUACCCACUUUGAGUCCAACUUGGAUCUACUUUAGAAAAUUUUGAAUAAAUUAUAUAUACCAUCUACAAGGGAAGAUUUUUACUUCUUUAGUAAUGUGUUUAAUAAAGUUUUCUGACUACCACCAGAGGCGUACGAUAGGGGAAAGUGAAUAGUUGACCCUUCUUAAAUUCUUAAAUUAUUUUAUUGUAAUUUUUCGAUUCUCCAAUACUUUCUAUAAACUCAGAAAAACAGAAUACUUCGGACAUAUAGUUAGAGGACCUAAAUACCAUCUACUUCGCUUUAUAAUACGAGGAAAAGUGGAGGGAAAGAGAUGGAUUGGUCGAAAGGAUCUGUCAUGGCUGCGUAAUAUUAGACAAUGGUGUGGUUCCACAUUAGAAGAAUUAUUUCGCGCAGCAUCCGAUAGAGAGACGUUUCAGGAACUUAAACAUGAUGACGGCCAAUGCCUGAAUACGGAUACUGCACCUAAAGAAGAAAAAUACUUUCUAUGUCAAUAAUAUACUCUUCAUUUGUAACGAUGAAAUCUAUAUUUUUCGAGAUAUUUGAAGUUAAAAAUGAAGCGGCACAGUUAUUUUGAUUAAUGUAAUAACACGAAAAUAUCAAAAUCCUUUUUUAACUAAACCUUUUAUAACAGAUGUUCAAUGUGACGCCCAUUUAGCUCAGUAAGGUUAUCAAUUCUUUCUGUGCUGCUUCAUUUUUAAAUUCAAAUAUCUCAAAAAAUAAUGACUAUCGUUACGAAUAAAGAGUAUAUUAUGUCCAUAGACAGUAUUGCAGAAUCGAAAAAUUGACUAAAAUAGCAAUUCCGCCAGUGGCGUAGAAUUUGUGAAGGGUCAACCAUUCUCUUUCCCCUGUCGGACGCCUUUGGUAAUAGCAAGAAACGUGUAUUUAACAUAAUUUAAUAGUGUGUACACUCACACUUUCUGCCAAGUAUGACAAGGAUAUGUCAACAAAUAGUAUUAAUGUAUGGGGUACAAAUAGUUUAAUACUAUGUAAUUUAGUAAGGAGCCACCAUUUUAUUCAAGUGAUUUGGGGUAAAUUCUAUUAUUUUGAGCCCAGGAAUCUAUAUUUAAAAUAUUUCCAAUUUUUAUUGAAACGCCCUGUAUAACGAAUGAGUGGAGGUAACAUGACAUAUUGACAUGAAAUGAAGUAAUUAAAAAAUUAAAAAGAUAUAUUUUUCAGUGUUCAUCGUUAAAUUGUAUUGAGUAUAAAUUUUCAAGAGCUACGCAUAUGUUUUAUAAAUGAAAUUUUUAAAGUGAAAAUACUACAAAUAGUUAGUUGUUUUCUUAUCGUCUUUUAUAUUAUGUUCAUAUUCUGGGUAUUUUUAGGUUUAGAUAUAUAUCUUUAAUCAGAAUGUGCUAAAAUUGUUUUCAAAUUAUUAUUUCAUGUUGAAAUUGUACACAUAUACUGGCCUAUCCUUCUGAAAGCUCAAAUAGAUUCUUGGUCACAUUUACAAGAGUGUUUUUCAUACAAAAAAAAUAUGAAAUUGAGUGCCAAUUUUAAUAUUCGUCGUUAUGAACUCGUAGGAUUUUAUAUUAAGAUUGCAAGUUGUGUUGUGUUUUUUAGUUUCGUAAUGUUUAAUAGUAUUCCCUAUAGUUUGAAUUCCAAUGUUUAUUACAAGAGAGAGUGAUAUUAAAACGUGUUGGAAUUA